UUGAUACGGAAACAUUGUAUAAGACAGAGCCCCGGGGCAGUUGCGAACGUCGUGAAGAGCGUGUACAUUCGAACGACGCGCCCAAAUCCGUAUACGCGUUGCGGAGAUCGAAAUAGGCUACCUCGGCAUGCAAUUGGACGCGGGCCACUCUCACCCUCACCCUCAUCGCGUGUGACGACCGCCUCUCGUACUCUGCUCGCGCCCGCAGCGGAUCCGAGCCCUGUCGCGAACGAAUAACCAGAACAGCUAGCGUUUUUCUCACUGCCAGCUGGCCCGGUGACGAUGGCGGUCCUCCCGUAUCUGCCACACCUGCUGUACUCGACCGCGCUCACCUCGAUCGCGAUGCACCACCUCUUCCAGCGCAAGGCGUACGAGGCGGACCGCGCGCAUGUCGCCGCGCAGCUAUCUAUUCUUACGGACCUGCGCGCGCGUCUCGGCGCAGGGGAGGUCAUCGAGGAGCGCGAGCAAGACCGUCUAUGGCGCCUGGCAAGAAGCCACGGCGUCUGGCGCGCGCGGGCCGAGGCCGAGGCACGCGCGAAGAGUAGGGAGGAGGGCGGCGCAGGGCGGGAGGAGAUCGGGUGGAAGGAGGUCAUGCUGGGGAAGCGGUUCGACGCGACGCGCACCGAAGAGCUGGACAGGAAGGACCUCGAGCGCGUGCGCAAGGAGGUGGAGGAUUCAGAACCCAGCUCAUGACGAUGUGACGACCUUGGCCUCCCACGCACGACAGUACAAGGCAACCGAUCUACGUGCUUGAUGCGGACGAUGCAUGGUGCCGAAUUUGCGCCUCCCCUUCAGCGCACCACGAGGCUGGGGCGUACGUGAGACUUCUGAGGGUUCGCCGUCCGUGCCCCCGCGCCAGUUCGGUAGCUGGGAUUCCGAGGUGGUUCGAAAGGGGGACACCUGCACCAGGUUAGAGCGGCAUUACUACGGGGUGCAAAGAUUUUAGUAUCUGCGAACUAUCUGCGAGCUCAAGUUCCCGAUUCUGUGAGUGCCUCAGUACAUACACCUUGCCCAUUCAUACUAGAAAUCCCC
This is a messenger RNA of Trametes versicolor FP-101664 SS1, 1032 nucleotides long. RefSeq lists its product as uncharacterized. The record is from RefSeq and is a predicted model, not a curated record. Lineage: Eukaryota; Fungi; Basidiomycota; Agaricomycetes; Polyporales; Polyporaceae. The transcript is spliced from 3 exons. Bases 283 to 693 code for a protein of 136 amino acids.